AGGGCGGGACGACUUGCGUGAGGGCGUCGGGUCACGUGAUGCAGCGUACAACAUGGCGUCGGUCGCGGACAUGUUCGAUGUGACCUGGGAGGAAAUGCGUGACAAGUUGAGAAAAUGGCGAGAUGAGAACUACCGGAAUAGUGAACAGAUCGCUGAUGUCGGUGAAGAGUUGAUCAAUGAUUAUGCUUCAAAACUCGGAGAUGAUAUUUGGAUCAUUUAUGAACAAGUGAUGAUUGCUGCCCUUGACUGCAGUCGUGACAACUUGGCAACACAAUGUCUGCAUGAACUCCGCAAGCAAUUUCCAGGCAGCCACCGGGUGAAACGAUUGACUGGCAUGCGAUAUGAAUCACUUGAAAGGUAUGAUGAUGCCAACAAGAUGUAUGAUGGAAUAUUGCAGGAUGAUCCAACAAACACCGCAGCACGGAAGCGUAAGAUUGCCAUUCUCAAAGCCCAAGGGAAAACUACUGAAGCCAUCAGAGAACUGAAUGAGUAUCUGGAACAGUUUGUUGGCGAUCAAGAGGCAUGGCACGAACUAGCAGAGCUUUAUAUCAAUGAGCAUGAUUAUGGAAAAGCUGCAUUUUGCUUAGAAGAACUUAUGAUGACUAACCCUCACAAUCACCUUUAUUGUCAGCAUUACGCUGAGGUGAAAUACACUCAAGGUGGAUUUGAAAACCUGGAAAUCUCUCGCAAAUACUUUUCCCAAGCACUGAAACUAAACAACAGAAACAUGCGGGCCUUGUUUGGGCUGUACAUGUCUGCAAGUCACAUUGCAUCUAAUCCUAAAGCAAAUGCUAAAAUCAAAAAGGACAACUUGAGGUAUGCUACUUGGGCAGCAAUGCAGAUCAACAAGGCUUACCAGGAAUACGCAAAAAUGCUGGAUGAACUCAGCAGGUCAAGCGGCAUCUACGGAAAAGAGUAAAUAGUUGAUGUUUCUGGCCAAGACACUUCUUCAGGACAUGCUUGUUCUCGAUAUUUUAAUUUUAUUUUAGUUUUCUGAAGUUAUAUUCAAAGUAAUCCAUUAAAAUUGAAUGUAAAAUGUUUAAAAAUGCUGGAAGUGAGAGAUGGAAACAAAAUUCACAGUGUGUCUGCUAAUGGUUAGAAAAGAAAAUAUUUCAUUUUGUUGUAUCAUCUGACUCUUCUCUCUGAUUUAGAAGACAACCAACUUUAGACCUAGAAUUUCAGCUGUCUCCAACAUUGCUGCCAGACACAUGAAGUUGUAUGAGGGUAACAGUGAACUAUAGAAAGGAUAGAGUGCAGAUACUGGAACAAACACAUCGAGCAGCUUUACGUCCAGAAAGACAAAUACAGAUUUCAAAGGAUUCCAAAACUGUUUAUUUCCUUUUGGCUAGCAGUUAAGCUCAUCAUUUCUGGUAACCCUGGGGGGGGGGGGGUGGAAUUUAAUUCUUUGUUCAACUUACCCACAUCGAAACAGGAAAAGCUACAAUUAUGAUUGACAUAGACAGGAUAGACGGAAUCUUUUUCUCAGGGAAGUGCAAUCAAGAACUAGCUGUCACAGGUUUAAGAUGAGAGGGGAGAAUUUAAAAGGGAUAUGACAGGUACAUUUUUCCACAUAGAAGUUGGUGGUUGUCUGGAAUGAGCUUUCAGAGGAGGUAGUAGAGGCAGAUGCAAUUAAAACGUUUAAGACAUUUGGACAGAUACUUAGCUAGGAUAGCAAAGAGAGAUACAGAUCUAAUGUGGGCAAGCAGUAUUAACGUUGAUGGGCAUCUUGGUUGGCAUGGACUAGUUUGGCCAAAGGGUCUGUUACCAUGCUGUAUAGCUCUAUGAACUUGGAGAUCCUCAAAACCUGAUCAUAAAAGGAAGGCGUAUUAAACCUGAAAAGAGGGUUAUAAUGAGAUGUUUAGAGAGGAAUUUGUGAGCUUACAGUGUUCUCAACUGAAGGCAUAGCCAUCCAUGGUGGACCAAUUAAAUUCAGGGAUGUUCUCAAGGCCAGAAUUGGAGGCAUGUCUGCGUCUUUGGAGGGAUUCACAGUAGAGAUGGGGAAGGGCAAGACAAGAAGGUUAUUUGGAAAUGUUAGCUUUAGAGUAUGGUUAACUAUGGGAAAAAUAAAUAGGCUAAAAAUGGCUUGUAAUAACACAGCAACUUGUAUUCACAAAGCUCUUUUAAUGCAAUUAUAUCUCUCUUGUGGCUUCACAGGAGCAUUAUCAAACAUAAUUCCAAAAUUAUGGUGAGACAAUUAAAUUCUAUUUGACUCGUUAAAUACUUUAAUUGAUGACUAAAACUUUAACUGAUGACUAAACCAUGCUGUACAUCUGUUUUCAAUAAAAGGCAUAGGUCUUAAUAAAAUUAUAGCAUGGCCUU
Messenger RNA from Hypanus sabinus (Atlantic stingray), 2319 nucleotides. It is a transcript of the gene emc2, whose product is annotated as ER membrane protein complex subunit 2. The record is from RefSeq and is a predicted model, not a curated record. Bases 53 to 919 code for a protein of 288 amino acids. Gene Ontology annotation, biological process: protein folding in endoplasmic reticulum. Gene Ontology annotation, cellular component: EMC complex. Gene Ontology annotation, molecular function: protein binding. The transcript has 11 exons. NCBI's taxonomy places the organism in Eukaryota, Metazoa, Chordata, Chondrichthyes, Myliobatiformes, Dasyatidae.